Molecule: messenger RNA, 5289 nt
Organism: Lemur catta (Ring-tailed lemur)
Lineage: Eukaryota; Metazoa; Chordata; Mammalia; Primates; Lemuridae
Gene: GOLGA1
Product: golgin A1
Exons: 22
Coding region: 381-3200 (939 amino acids)
Cellular component (GO): Golgi apparatus
Source: RefSeq, a predicted model, not a curated record
UGUGCGGUUCCGGGUCGCUGCUCCGCUCGCCGGCGGGCUGUAGGGGCUGGUGACGCGGGCUGGCGCUCACGAGAGGCCCCGGAGGCGGGGCUCUGCCGGCUGCCCGGAGAGCGGCAGGUGCGCGGGCCGGGACUCCGGGAAUGCGAGCAGGCCCCUCAUUCUCCCGCUGGCCUUGGACAGAAUGCUUUGACCUCCAAAUUGUUUUAAAUCUAGUUGAUAAGCCAGAUACUGUGUUGCCACAAGCCCUUGGCCCACAUUUAAGUGAGACUGCAGCUAGCUUGGAUGUCUGAAACUUUUUAGGCAUCAGUAUCUGAACCCUGGUCCCUGGCCUAAGGACUACUGAGUGCUGGUUAUCUGUGCAGGAUAGCCACACAGCAAAAAUGUUUGCAAAACUAAAGAAGAAAAUUGCAGAAGAGACUGCUGUUGCUCAGAGGCCAGGAGGUGCUACUAGGAUCCCACGGUCGGUGAGCAAGGAAUCUGUUGCCUCUAUGGGAGCUGACUCAGGAGAUGACUUUGCUUCCGAUGGAAGCAGCUCCAGAGAAGAUCUUUCAUCCCAGCUUUUGAGAAGAAAUGAACAGAUACGGAAGUUAGAGGGCAGACUUUCUGACUAUGCUGAACAGGUCCGAAACUUGCAGAAGAUAAAAGAGAAGCUUGAAAUUGCAUUAGAAAAACACCAGGAUUCUUCCAUGCGGAAAUUUCAAGAGCAGAAUGAGACAUUCCAAGCCAACAGAGCCAAAAUGGCAGAAGGACUGGCUUUGGCAUUAGCCAGAAAGGACCAGGAAUGGUCAGAAAAGAUGGAUCAGCUUGAAAAGGAGAAAAGAUUUCUGACAGCUCAGUUACAGGAAAUGAAGAACCAGAGUUUGAAUCUUUUCCAAAGGAGAGAUGAAAUGGAUGAAUUAGAGGGGUUCCAGCAGCAGGAACUAAGUAAAGUAAAGCACAUGCUUUUAAAAAAAGAAGAAAGUCUGGGGAAAAUGGAGCAAGAAUUGGAGGCACGAACCACAGAACUUAGUCACACCCAGGAGGAGUUGAUUACCUCCAAUCAGAUGUCAUCAGACUUAAGCCAGAAGCUAGAAGAAUUGCAGAGACACUACUCAACGCUGGAAGAACAGAGAGAUCAUGUGAUAGCUUCAAAGGCAGGUGCAGAAAAUAAGAUCACAGCCCUGGAACAAAAGGAACAAGAGCUCCAAGCACUCAUUCAGCAGCUCUCCAUUGAUUUGCAAAAUAUCACUACUGAAACUCAAGAGAAAGAGAAAGUUAUCACACAUUUGCAAGAGAAGGUCGCAUCCUUGGAGAAGAGACUAGAACAAAACUUAUCAGGAGAAGAGCAUGUGCAAGAACUUCUGAAAGAGAAAACAGUUGCUGAGCAGAUUUUGGAGGACACCAGACAGGAGCUCUUAGCAGCUACAAGCAGCCAGGCCAAGGCCAUUAACACCCUGGAGUCUCGGGUGAAAGAGUUAGAGCAGACCCUGCAGGCCUCUGAGGAGCAGCUGAAGCAGAGCAGGGCUGUUGUGCUUGCCCAGGAAGCCCACAUUCAGGAGCUUGCCGCUGCCAAUACGGAGAGCAGCCGGGCACAGCAGCAAGCCCUCGCUCUGGAACAGCAGCACAUAGAGCACGCCCGGGCCCUGGAGGCCCAGAUCGCCUCCCUGGAGAGAGUGCGGGCCUCCGAGCAGGCCACUGCGGAGCGCGGGAUGAGAGAACUGGAGCAAGAAAAUGCAGCCCUUAGAGAAAGCAGGAGUGAAUGUGAACGUUCUCUACAACAUCACCAGUUUGAACUAAAGAAGCUAAAGGAGGAGUGGAGCCAAAGAGAAAUUGUGAGUGUGGCAAUGGCGCAAGCCCUGGAGGAGGUGCGGAAGCAAAGGGAAGAGUUCCAGCAACAGGCUGCUAACCUGACAGCCAUGAUAGACGAGAAAGAGCAGAGUUUACAGGAAAAAGCUGAAGUGCUUCUCCAGAAAGAGCAGGAGAUUCUCCAGCUGGAGCAGGGUCAUAACUCAGCCCUGCUGCAGAUGCGCCAACUGCAGGGUGAGCUGGAGGCCCUGCGGAGCCUGAGGGUGGAAGAGGCCGCGGCAGCCGCGGAACAGGAGGACCUGCUGAGGCUGCGGGGCCCAGAGCAGGGCGAGGCACUGCCAGCCAGCGAGCCAAACGUGACCUCGAAGGCCUUGUACCAGCUUCCAGCUGCAGGAGGAACACCAAAUGGGGAGGUUGGGGCCAUGGAUCUAGGACAGCUACAGAAGGAGAAACAGGACUUGGAGCAGCAACUUGCAGAGAAAAAUAAGACUAUAAAGCAGAUGCAGCAGCGGAUGCUGGAACUCAAAAAGACUCUGCAGAAGGAAUUGAAAAUCAGACCUGAUAAUGAGCUUUUUGAAGUCCGGGAGAAACCUGGACCUGAGAUGGCAAACAUGGCCCCUUCUGUCACGAAUAACGCUGACCUGACUGAUGCCCGUGAGAUCAACUUCGAGUACCUUAAGCAUGUGGUUCUGAAAUUCAUGUCCUGUCGCGAAUCUGAGGCUUUUCAUCUUAUAAAAGCUGUGUCAGUGUUGUUGAACUUUUCCCAAGAGGAAGAGAACAUGCUCAAAGAAACCCUGGAAUAUAAGGUAGGGUUCUCCAGUCGCUGUUCUGGCUUCCAGACAGAGCACAGCCCCGGGCACACAGGUGGCCGCUGCUGCAGAUCGGUGCCGCUGUGUCGGGUGGCCGUGAUCCAGGCAGUAUUUAGUGAGGAUGUCCUCUGUGCCCAAGUGUCUGUGCUGUACUUAACCAAUAGGCCUUGUCGUUUUCAAAGCGUUUUCAUUGAUAUCAUUUUACCUGCAGCCCCAGGUCUGGCCCAGCACCCAGACUUUAAAAAAAAUUCCAAAAGUAUCUGCAUAAAUGCUAGAAUAGGAAAAAUUACCUACAGUUCCGCUACCUGGUUCUUGUCAACUCGUUUUUUUUUUCUCUCAUUUCCCUCCCCUACUUGGAAUGUGCCUGUAGACUGGCUGCUGGAACCAUCCUCAGUGCUGUCCAGAGCCAGAGCCAGGGUGCGUGGGAGGCAGGAGGGGCUGGUUCAGGUUCUCAGCUUUUUCUGUUUCAAAUGCAGAUGUCGUGGUUUGGGUCCAAGCCAGCUCCCAAGGGCAGCAUCCGGCCAUCUAUCUCAAACCCUCGGAUACCGUGGUCCUAGAGGGAACUACCCAAGGAUGGAGCUCCAUGGGUUGACACUUUUUCUGUGAAAAGAACACUGACACACCAGUCUGGGUGGGUUUUUAAUCACUGUAACUGCAGUAUUUUGUACAAGCGUCUAAACAUUGUUUACAAGACUUAAGGCCCACUUCCCUGUAGGCUGACAUGAACCUCAGGGGGUAGCUGAUCCUAUGUCAUUCUGGUCACCAAACAGGAGGGUCCUGGCACUACCCAGAUUUCCACAGUGCUGCUAACAUCCCAGCUUUGGCCAGCACCCCAUCUGCACCUGAAUCCUCUUUUAAUGUUUGCACUUAAGCUGAAGCAACCAGCAUCUGUGAAGCAACAGCUGGGUCAUCAUGGAGUGAUGACGCUGGAGGUAGAGAUGCCCUUUGAAAUGGUGCCCAGCAGGCCACCCCACCUGCUUCUGCCAGGAGCAGCCAACUCAGUGGGGGUGGCUUUAAAAAUUCAGAUGAGUUAGAAGAGGCUUUUUAUCCCUUCCUCUCAAGAAAAUAUUAUUUCACCUUUUUUCUUAAACCACCUUGAACUUUAGAUGUGUACAUGUCUAAGGGCCAGUGUGGAUGAAUUGAAGAAUAUGCAACUUUCUGACAGUAUCUCCACUUUACUUAAGAAAACUAGCAAAUAUAUAAAAAGUUCCUUAGUACCAAAUACACUCAAUUGCCUUUUUAAUGAAUGUACUUAUCUUGGAUAGGUUGCUGGUAAACCAUUUUAAAACUAUUUUUUAUAGUUAAAGUUCUUCACUAUUAUGAACAUGUCUUCUGUAUUAUAAAAUCCAUUUAACUGGUUUCUUAAAGGAAAAUCAGAGCAUCAAGAGGAAAUUAUUUCUAAAAUUGGAAUUCCUGUCCCUUUGUAAUUUCACUAGCUUUCUGUGGCAUCUCCUCUCUGAAGCAGUGGCGAUAUUUCAUGGCUUUGCUUGGAUUCUGUGUUGCACUACCACUGAGCAAGUGCUAACCACAUUUCUUCUACUUAAGGACAAUCUGCUGUGUGCAUCAGAAGCAGCAGCUGUCCCUUCCCCCAACUUGACCAAAACAUGGGAGGCAGUCCGCCUCCUGUGUGCAGCCACUCUCUCCCCCUCAGCCAACCCCUGAACAUUGAAGAUGACACUACACUCAUGGAUUAUGUCCAGACAGCCCCCAGCUGGCUGUAGUACUCGAUGGCAUGCACAUGACUCUGGAAGUGACUGAUAAAAAUUUAUAUUCAUUAUUAGUGGGGAAAAGGGAAGAUGCUCAUUCUGGAUAAGCCACAGUAUCAAAUCUAAAGGGAAACUGUAUUUAUACUUAGAGGAAGGAUUCACUGGUUAAAUAAAAACUGAAUUAAUUACCGGAGCUCCUAAAUUUAUCAUCAGUUAUCCAGUGAUGUUGUUUCUCAAUUAUGGUUAGCAUCAAAAAAUAUAUAUAUCUCACAGAAAAAUAUUUGCAGAGUUAACCUAUUAAAUUCCCGUGAAGUACUAAGUCAGGACAGCAUCACCUUAGUCCCAACUCAGGCUCUCUGCCAUUCUGCAGUGACCUACCUACCUCCUCAUGUGGCUCUUCAUUGCAGAUGUCUGUCCCUUGUAUAGAAUGCUAUUUUCCAUUUACCCAGUGGGAACAUGAAACAGGAGUCCCUUCUGUUCUUUUCUGCAAUUUUGAUGAGUAAGGAGGUAGCUUUUUUUCAAAGUAGGAUUUCCUCCUUUUCAACUGUUCCAGGAAAGAAUCCCUAAGAUUGGGUAGUUCAAGGCUUGCCAGAGGCAGCUACAUUUCCGUGGAGCCGGGUCUGACUCCUCCGUGGCUUCUCCAGCCCUUGAGCUGGUCGUCACGCCCCUGCCCACAACUGCCCUGGCAGUUUCAGGUGUAGCUGUGGGGCUGUUACUAAGUCUGUACUGGCUUAGGGAGGAUUCCUCCUGCAUGUUGAAUUUCCUUCAGCUUUAAGAGGAAGAGUGGAGUAAAUAUUCUAAGUGAUUUGAUGCACUUUUACUUGUAUAAAACUUUCUGUGAUAGAGACAGUAUAUAUAGCCCUUUAUAUGAGCAGUUGGGUCUUGACCUUUCCUUCAGUGUUGUAAAUAGGGAUUGUAUUAUCUGAAACUGCUGUAGAAAAUUCAUUUGUGGUGCAAUACACUUUUUAAUUAAAGCUCUUCAGAUGCAA